AUGCGAAAUGUAUCUCAUGCAUCGGCUAACAACGAGCAUAGAGCUCAUGGGUCGAAAGACUCAUUACCAACUACCAAAGUAACUGUUAACAAGGAAAAUCAUAGUACCACCAUUAACCAUAAUGUGUAUGAUUUCAUGGGUGAAAUACAAGAACUUGAACGCGAAGCAGACAGACAAUCAAUCGAAGUCGAGUUUAACGAUUAUGCUGAAUUUGUUUCUCAACUUGUUGAUCUAUUCAAGCAUACUGUCAUUAUACCUGAACUUCAAUCUGAAGAUAAUUGGCAUGAUAAUGUUGGACAUCAUCUAAAACAAGAUAAAGGAAUCACUGGCAAUAGUCUUGUCGAUGAUAAAAUCGAACAAAUCGUUAUUAAAAAAGGCUUAACCAAAGAACAGUGGAAACGUCUUCUCUACAUAAAUUUUACCGCAGGUGACACUUUAGAAAUGACGAAGAUCAGCAGAAGCCAUUUGAAGAAGGUUCACGAGAUGACAUCACGUCUACUCGUAGGUGAGGAACAAACACCUGUGUUUGCUCUUAUUAAUGCUAUUGAAAAACAUAUGCCCAAAAGUCACUUUACUGACAGAUAG
Messenger RNA from Rotaria sp. Silwood2, 585 nucleotides. The record is from the annotation of a GenBank genome assembly. Lineage: Eukaryota; Metazoa; Rotifera; Eurotatoria; Philodinida; Philodinidae.